UUUAUGCGUAUGUUUAGAAGGGGAUUUGCGUGUGUUUGACAGCAGCAAAACGGUUUCGUCACCCAAAUAUACUGCAUAUGUAUGCAUUUAUAUGUAUUUAUCACCUAUAAGACAAAUCCGUCGGCUAAAAACAUACAAUCUCCUCAGAACAAAACAAAAAUAAACCCAAAAACCUGAGGAACGAGACGAACAAACCCAAAGCAACCUGAGAGAAGAAGAAGAGAGAAAGAGAAGGAACCGAAGAAAACAUCGAAAAUGGAAGAAAUUCUCAUACUGCAAAUGGGAGGCACGAUCGACAAGGACUACCCGAAGACCAAGGCAGGCUACAGCUUCGAAGUGGGAGAACCUGCCGUGAGAAGGAUCUUGUCCCGUCUGCGUCCCUCACGGUCCAUCAUCACGAAGAUCGAGACCGUUUGUCGGAAGGACAGUCAGGAUGUGACGGAUGAGGAUAGGUCGGAAUUGCUGGAAAAGGUCACGGGAGCGACCCAGAGCCGCCUGGUGGUGACCCACGGAACCGACACCCUCAUCAAGACGGCGACCUUCCUUGCCAACGGCCUCAGGGAUCGUGGGGUCACCGCCAAGACCGUCGUGUUCACGGGGUCUUUUUCGCCCGAGAAAUUCAGAGACACAGACGCGGACUUCAACGUGGGCG
Molecule: messenger RNA, 652 nt
Organism: Penaeus vannamei (Pacific white shrimp)
Lineage: Eukaryota; Metazoa; Arthropoda; Malacostraca; Decapoda; Penaeidae
Product: probable L-asparaginase periplasmic
Source: RefSeq, a predicted model, not a curated record